AUAAUGCGAAAUCCAUUUCAUUUAGUCGAAUUUAGUCCGUGACCUUUAACUGCUUCUGUUGGAGCUUUGUUUUUAACUUCUGGUCUUGCAGGCUGGAUACACGGGUAUUCCUUUUUGACUCUUAGUCUUGGUUUAACUUUGAUUGGUUUUACUAUAUUUCAGUGAUGGCGAGAUAUUAUUCGAGAGUCGACUCUUCAAGGAUUUCAUACAAUACAAGUAUCUAAAGGUUUACGAUGAGGUAUGAUUUUAUUUAUUACUUCUGAAGUUUGUUUUUUCUUUGCAUUUUUUUGAGCUUUUUUUCACAGCAGUUUAGCACCUAGAACCGAUUUAGGAUCCUGUUGACCUCCUUUAGGUAUUCAUGCUUUAAAUCCUUUUGAAGUGCCUUUAUUAAAUACUGGUGUACUGCUUGCAUCUGGGGUUACUGUUACUUGAGCACAUCAUGCGUUAAUAGAAGGAAAUUUAAAAGAGGCUUUGCAAGGUUUAUUGGCUACGGUGGUUCUAGGUGUUUAUUUUACUUUUUUGCAGGCUGGAGAAUAUUAUGAGGCUUCGUUUACCAUUGCUGAUGGUGUUUAUGGUUCUACGUUUUUUGUUGCUACCGGAUUUCACGGCCUUCAUGUGUUGAUUGGCUCAUCUUUUUUAUUAGUGUGCUUGAUGCGUGUUUGGUUACAGCAUUUUUCUACAGGGCAUCAUUUUGGAUUUGAGGCAGCUGCUUGAUAUUGGCAUUUUGUCGAUGUUGUUUGAUUAUUUUUAUAUUUAUCUAUUUAUUGAUGAGGGGCAUAA
Molecule: messenger RNA, 780 nt
Organism: Pomacea canaliculata
Lineage: Eukaryota; Metazoa; Mollusca; Gastropoda; Architaenioglossa; Ampullariidae
Source: the annotation of a RefSeq genome assembly